AUGUCUGUUCCCUCAUCGAUCGAAACUCGUCAUUUUAUUAAUGGCGAGUUUGUACCUUCCUUGGAUGGAUCCACCUUCAAAUUAUUCAACCCUUGGACCAACGACAUAACUGCUGAAGUCUCAGAGGCAAAGGCAGCAGAUGUCGAUCGUGCUGUCAAUAGCGCCAAAGCAGCCUUCCCGAAGUGGUCCUCACUUGAUGGCUCUGAAAGAAGAAGACUUAUGCUUCGUCUUGCUGACCUUGUGGACCAAAACAUCUCCGAGUUUGCACGGCUGGAGGCUCUGUCAAUGGGCAAACCUGUGUCGCAAUACAUGGAUUCGACAAUGGGAACGGCAACAUUGCGUUAUUAUGCCGGAAAGGCCCUUGAUGUGCAUGGUGUGACAUCUCUUACGUCCCAGAACCAUUUGAAUCUCUCUCUCCGUCAACCCUACGGUGUUACCGCCGCAAUCAUUCCAUGGAACGUACCUUUGAUUAUGCUCUGCUUCAAAGUCGGCCCCUCGUUGAUUGCAGGAAAUACCCUUAUUGUGAAGUCCUCAGAGAAAGCCCCGCUCACUUGUUUACUAUUUGCACGUCUAGCUCAUGAAGCUGGUUUUCCUCCUGGCGUGCUGAACUUUUUAUCUGGAUUUGGCCUUCCUUGUGGAGAUGCAAUUGCACGUCACCCGAUCAUCCGGAAGAUUGCUUUCACUGGCAGCUCAAUGACGGGAAAGCUGAUUCAGAAGGCCGCUGCCGAGUCGAACCUGAAGUCGUGUACACUCGAACUUGGUGGAAAGAGUCCUUUGCUUAUAUUCGAGGAUGCCAAUCUCGAGAAGGCCGCAAAGGCAGCCGCGUUCUCUAUCGUUUUCAACUCUGGUCAAGUAUGUAUGGCUUCCUCGCGAAUCUAUGUCCAGGAGUCAAUUGCGCAGGAGUUUACUCAGCUCUAUCUGAAGGAAAUCCAGGCAAUCUCUAACAAGGCAGGAGAUCCAUUGGACCCUGAGACCAACUUCGGUCCCCAGGCAGACAGCAAGCAAGUUCAAAACAUUCGAACAUUCUUGGACAGGGCGAAAAUUGAAAACUUGAAAGUGAUACUUGACGAUCACGUGGUUCCUUCCCAGGGAAAUUUCGUGUCACCCCGAGUAUUCAUCGAUGUGCCGGAAGAAAAUCCAAUGAUGAAAGAGGAAAUUUUCGGGGCGGUCUCAUGUAUCAACCGCUUCAAAAAUGAAGCUGAUGCCCUGGAACGAGCCAAUGAUUCAGAAUUUGGUCUCUACGCUAGCGUUUUCACACGGGACUUGAACCGGGCAAUUCGGAUCGCCAAGGACUUCGAAGCUGGGUCUGUUGCAGUCAAUUGUUCUUCGCCGUAUUAUUGCCAGGAUCUUCCUCUUGGCGGUUUCAAGGGCUCGGGGACAGGUCGAGAGCUGGGCCAAGAGGGGCUAGAUUCUUGGACCGAGGCUAAAUCCAUCUUUGUCUCCCUGGACUGA
Messenger RNA from Penicillium odoratum, 1452 nucleotides. RefSeq lists its product as uncharacterized. NCBI's taxonomy places the organism in Eukaryota, Fungi, Ascomycota, Eurotiomycetes, Eurotiales, Aspergillaceae. The transcript has 6 exons. The record is from RefSeq and is a predicted model, not a curated record. The coding region runs from base 1 to 1452 and encodes 483 amino acids. Gene Ontology annotation, molecular function: aldehyde dehydrogenase (NAD+) activity.